GCAGUCAACAGACAAACACAGUCGCUCCGGACUGAAGCUGCACCGGAGCCAAUAUUUCCCCUUAUUAUCUGCUGUCUUUGCGUUUUUAUGGUCCAUUCAACAUCAGUCAUUCGAGGCGGAAGAAAAAUUGUGUUUGUAUGAUGCCUACAAGGCCGUUUGUUUCGAGUUUUGAAGAUGAAGACGGUCUCCGGAGUGUGACGCCUGUUUUUAUUUGAGCCAAGCGCCGCGACACAGAAAGUGAAAUAGACGGAUUCAUCGACCUGACACGUUAAAGACACGACUGGAUCUAUAAACAGUAUAUUGCAAUUUAAGCCGUUGUCUUAUAAGAGUGUGUUUUAUUAAACGCAAAUAUCUUGGCGCACGAGAGCAGGCCAGCUUUAAAAGACCUUGAUAUCACAGACCAACCUGAUUUAUAGUCUGAUGUCUUUAAUGUGAAUGCGCUUUAUUCUUGUUAUUGAUCUUGAUAAGAAGACAGAAACAGUUGUUGAGAUGCAGGACAGGCCCUAAAGACACAAUGUUUACUGAUAGGCGGUCUGUGAUCGUAUCACCCGUGAUGUCCACGUGAGAUAUUUUCUUUUAAUGUGGCUGACAAUGAUAGAUUUUGACUUUAACUCUGAUAUUGUACGUUCCUACAACCUGAUCUGAGCACAGGAUUUAGCAUAUGCACUUAAAAAGGUAUUUACUUGGCUAGGUUAAUAAAAUGAUGUACCACAACACUACAGCAAUUGUAUCAAUGAAGUUGUGAAUGCACAAUUAAGUAAAGUGUAUUGACUUGUUUUUUAGGAAAUAGAUGCGGGUAUCCCUUUCAUAGUUGUGUUUUUUUGCUGUCAUGUGAAGGUUUAAUAGCUAAUGCACUUGUUGGGGAGAUCUAGACCUGUUUCUGCUGCAGCUGGAGAGGUUUAAACUAUGUUUUAGGUGACUUGUGUCGUCUUUAACGCGUGACAGGCAGUGCCGUGUUCAGACUCUUUGGACAUGAGAAAAUGAAUUGCGAGGAUCAAGCUGUAGAUUUGUGCAAUGCCAUGACAAAACCAAACGUCGAUGACAACACUACUUUACACCCCGCCGACGAAGUCAUUCCCUGUGAUGGUCACAUUCUGACGGAUGGAGACCAGGGGGAGCGGGGUGCUGCCAUAGAGGCUGCUGACUCGGCUGUUUUAGCGAGAUUAAAAGACGUCCAUUCCAAGGAUGAGGUUAUUGACCUUUCCGCGGACAUCAAAACAUUGCACAGUAAAAACAAUGGAUCCAUUGCAUCGGCUGCAAUUACAGUUGACCCUGUUAACGGUUCCAGUGGUGAAUUGCAAAAAGGUACAAGCAUUGAGGAGUUUGAGGAAUCACCAGUGACUGAAAUCUCGCUCGGAGAUGGAGGAGGUGAUGAUGGUGAGAUGGAUAUGGGUGUGGAUUUAAGUCUGGAUGAAAAUGGAGUUUUGGAGUUGGAGCCAACAGCCCAGAAACAUCUAAGCGAUGGAAGUGCCUCUAUUUGCGAUAACGUCAUCAUUUCAGACACUGUCAUCGAACUGCAUUCACAGGCACCUGUAGAGGAAAGUACUGAUGAUGUACCUUUGAUAAGUCCAUGCGUGGAGGCCAUCUCCCCUGCUUCCACUCCGGUGGAGCAAGCGGGGGUCAAGCACGGCUCCAAAAAGGUGACCUUUCCGUCUGACGCAGACAUCGUCUCGGGUGCGGUUGAGCCGAAGGACCCUUGGAGACACGCCCAGAAUGUGACUGUGGAGGAGAUUCUGAAUGCCUACAGACAAGCAUGCCAGAAACUGAACUGCAAACCUGUCCCCAAAGUGCUCAAACAGAUACAGGACUUAAAAGACCUGACCCAGCGAAACGAGUGCCUAGACCUCAAAGGAGAGAAGCUUGACUACAAAUCUUGUGAAUCUCUGGAGGAGAUCUUUAAGAGGGUCCAGUUUAAAGUGGUAGACCUGGAACAUACCAACCUGGACGAGGACGGAGCAUCAGCUUUGUUCGAUAUGAUUGAAUACUAUGAAUCUGCCACUCAUCUCAACAUCUCCUUCAACAAGCACAUCGGCACUCGCGGUUGGCAGGCUGCUGCCCACAUGAUGAGGAAGACGAGUUCUCUCCAGUACCUGGAUGCCCGUAACACCCCACUGCUGGACCAUUCAUCUCCUUUCGUAGCCAGAGCUUUGCGGAUUAGCGGCAGUCUGACUGUUUUGCACCUUGAAAACACCGGCCUCUCAGGGCGACCACUUAUGCUACUGGCCACAGCGCUGAAGAUGAACAUGAACCUCAAAGAGUUGUAUCUGGCUGAUAAUAAGCUCAAUGGCCUCCAAGAUUCAGCCCAAUUGGGGAACCUGCUGAAGUUCAACUACAACAUCCAGAUUCUGGACCUGAGAAACAAUCACAUAUUAGACUCAGGGUUGGCGUAUGUGUGUGAAGGUCUCAAAGAGCAGAGAAAGGGUCUGGUCACUCUGGUGCUCUGGAACAACCAGCUAACACACAAUGGCAUGGGCUACUUGGCCGCCGCUUUGCCGUACACUCAGAGUCUGGAGACAUUGAACUUGGGACAUAACGCGGUGGGAACGGAGGGAGUGCACAAACUCAAAGACGGUCUGAUCGGAAACCGCUCCAUCCUGAGACUUGGCCUGGCCUCCACCAAACUGUCCUGUGAAGGAGCGGUCGCUAUAGCGGAGUUCAUCGCCGAGAGUCCACGGCUCCUUCGGCUUGACCUGAGGGAGAAUGAAAUCAAGACUGGAGGCCUCAUGGCUCUCUCCCUUGCCUUUAAAGUGAACACAUCUCUGCUCCGACUCGACCUGGACCGGGAACCCAAGAAAGAAACGGUGAAGAGCUUUCUAGAGACACAGCGCGCCCUGCUGGCAGACAUUCAGAAUGGCUGCAAGAGAAACUUCAUCUUGGCCAAAGAGAAAGAGGAGACCGAGCAGAAGAUGAGGCUGUCCGUCUCUAUGGCAGAAAUCGCCACAGAGGAUCAGGCUCAAGAAGUUGAAGAUGAGGAAAUACCUACUUUUGCCGAACCGGACGAGAAUGCAGUCGUUGAUGGUCAGGGAGAGGCAUCAGAGAAAGAAAGUGAUGAGACGACACCUGAGAAGCAGGAGGUUGAAGAUCAAAAACCAAUAGCGCAGGACGACUCCGACUCGGACACCGAGGAUGAGGACGUCGCCGAAGAGACUGUAGUUUCUGCACAGACCACAUCUCCGAUACCGAUCCCAGCCUCACCCAUGGUUUCAUAUUCCUGUACGAUAAUACCCCCUACACCCCCUACACCCCCAGCCCCUGCGUCUCCAGCUGUCAAAUCGGGGAUUGCCGUGACCGAAGCCACUGUGGCCCCCGGUACCCCAUCAUCUCCCGGGAGGGUCUUCUCCGUGUCCAGCCCAGGCCGAGGACACAAGAUAUUUAUGGUAACACGAGUUGAGAGUCCUCCAGAACAGCAACAGAUCACUGCUUCGCCUAAAGGUAACCAGGAGAUGAACCAAUUAUUUGCAAAACCCAAACAGACCGAUACAACAGCACCUUUAAAGCCGCCUGAACAGAAAUCAACAGAUUCUCCAGCUGGCCUUAAUUUGACACCAGAGAAAGUACAUGGCUCUGAAAAUCUGCCUUCACAGAUUCAGCCAGAUGAAGUCAACUCCGAGUCGGCACAGACACAACUGACCGAGUCUGAGCUUAACACGACAAUUGCAGAGCCUCUCGCUUGCAACGACAAGAUGUCAACGCCUUCACCUGCGGUGGACGAGCAGGAAAAUGUAAAAGAACUGAUUUGUUCUGACAAGGUGGAAGCUUCAGUUUUAGGAUGCUCACAGGAACCUCAAACUAACAGAUUAGAGCAACCUCCAUUAGAAGGUCAAACAGACUCAGUCUUUGUCGAUCAGUCUCAUGUAGAUCAAUUAACAAUAAGCACAGAGACGCAAAAAUCGCAAGAGACACAAAAUACCAAUGAGCAGGACCAAAACGCAUGUUCUCGUGCUGAGCAGGAGGAACAGGAAACAAGCAGCGACUGUCACAUUCAGGAAUCAGGUCCUUCUCAAAUAGAGCCAUUCGUUUCGGGACAACCCCAGGGGGGUUGUGUUACACAAGUGGAGUCAAAGGGGCCUCCUGACGAGAGCUCCACGGCAGAGGAACUUCCCACUGUGAACGCAUGGGCAACACUGCCCAAUGGGCUCAAACCAGAAUUUGCCUUUCACCUGCUCGAACCAGAGGGACCCAAACCAGCCAGCUGCAUUAUGGAGCACGUGAGUGUGACAGCGGAGCUGAGCUGUGGGCAAGAUUUGGAGGAGCUGCUUCUAGAUGCCAGUCUAGAAACCAGCAGAGAUGCACCUUAAUACUGUAUCAAAGGGUCCAGACAUGCAGCGAAAACCGACGGAUUUGUUUGUUGUUGCAACCUGGCGUUUGCUCAAAUUCCUCGGGUCGCGUUUUCUUUGUCUUUCUAUCUCGUCAUUGUCAUUUUCCAAGACUUUGUCUGCUCAUUACAACACACUGAACUCAUCCUCCUUCAGAUUAAAAUGAUAAAAUGUCAUCUGUGUCAAAAAAGCAUUUAUGUAACGACGUCAAUAAGUCGUCUUUUCUCCAUCACUAUGUUCAGUCAGAGGUGAUGUGUUCUAUUAAAACAUACUGUUACCAAAGACACAAGCAGAGCAAAGCACGCCAACCGUUCAUUUUCUUCUCUUCCGCCCUGUUACCCUGUUGACCACAUCACUCACUGCUGCCCCCAAGUGGACCGGAGGUUGUAAUACGGUAGAAAGACUGACUUGUUCAUAAUGCUGGACCAUUGGAUUUGGUUUUGGUUUUCAGAUCUUGGGUAGGCAAGAAGUGUGGUAAAGAUUACUCGUGUAGACUUCACAUCCUCUUUUCUUUUGUUCCUGCUGCUGUUGUCCUGCUCAGGAAUCUUCGUAUUUGAGCAGUGGGUGAAACUUUGAUCUGUCAAAAAAACAGGCACCCACUCUCUGAUCUCUUCAGGUUCCCUCCAUGAGCCAGCACUUCUAAAGCCUGUAAAACAUUUGAACCCUGCGUGAAUAUCUGAAAGUCGAAACGACUGACAUCUGCUUUGCUGGAUAUUUGUUGAUCUCUAGUGAAUCCUCUGAAUGAUCCGGGCGAUUGACUUUGUGAUAAAAAAAAUCAUCUGGUGAAGAAAUAAGCACGAUAGGUCUACACAGAACUCUGUCUCGCACAUGCACAUAUAUUCAAAUACAAAGACUCAUUCUGUCUUCCAUUGGUAACCCUUCUGUCACUUUACAUACUCAUUUCAAAACACAACACAUGACACUUUGGCCUUUAAUGCUCUUUCUUCUGGCUGCUUUGCUCAAUCCGUUUGUAUUUAUUUUAAAGCAUCACAUCUAUUAGUGAUUUAUUUCUUUUCCCCUUUUUGUGUUUUGCGUCUUUUUUUAAAGCUGUUUUGUGGGUUUUGUCCCGUUGGUGUAUAUUUUCAGAUUCUAUAAAGAGCAAUUAUUAAGUUUAAUUUUUCUUAUUUUGAUUGCUGGGAGUUUUGGGGAAGGAUCGGGGCUCUGUUGAUUUAUAUAAAUGGGUCUGGAGCUUUGGGGAGAGUAUAUAAUGUAAAUCAAGAGUGUGUUUGGGGGUCAAAGCUCGGAGGCCUGUGGCUGCUCUGUACAAUAUGGCAGUAGGAGUGUGCUGGACCACGACACUUGAUGAAGAAAACACUAAUGUUGUUUGAAGCUACUGCCGCUGGGGACACUACAGACUAAACUUUACCUCGAGAGAAGGACUGAGCCACCAGCAAAAGAUUAAUAAGUGAUUCUAGGACGAACAAAUGGGUUGUGAAAUCAAGGAAGGACUGGCCUGGGAUGAAUAAAACAGUAAACACCAUUUCCAGGUCUGUGACUGGUGCUGUUUUUGGUUUCUAUCUCUCUUUAACGUCUGGUUGAUGUUGACUCUUGACUUUGAGGAGAGAUGUACUGUCUGCCAGGCUUCAUCGAACUCCAGAGAAGCUUUGCCUCUAGAUUCAGAUUGUCUUUAACCUAAAAAUCAACACUUCUGCGCUGCCCCCAACCCAAUGUUUGUAAUGCUUUAUUUUUAGUCAUUUUUAAAAUUACCUGUUAAAUUAAUCAAAAUGUACUGGUAAACACAAAGAGAUGUGUAUGGCUUUUUCCCUCUCAAAUAAAUGCAUGUAAUGACAAAAAAUGUGUG
Molecule: messenger RNA, 6117 nt
Organism: Paramisgurnus dabryanus
Lineage: Eukaryota; Metazoa; Chordata; Actinopteri; Cypriniformes; Cobitidae
Gene: ppp1r37
Product: protein phosphatase 1, regulatory subunit 37
Molecular function (GO): protein binding
Source: RefSeq, a predicted model, not a curated record